Molecule: messenger RNA, 420 nt
Organism: Adineta ricciae
Lineage: Eukaryota; Metazoa; Rotifera; Eurotatoria; Adinetida; Adinetidae
Source: the annotation of a GenBank genome assembly
AUGCCUAUACAGUUGUCAGAUUUACAGAAGAUCGGUCUCGGUCUGACAAUAUUUGGUGUUGGUAUUAUCUUUCUCGGUAUAGUCUUUUUAUUUGACAAGGGCUUAUUAGCAAUUGGAAAUAUUUUAUUUCUUGCUGGUCUUUCACUGAUUAUCGGAUUUGAAAGAACAUUUCGAUUUUUCUUUCAGCGUUAUAAACUUAAAAGCACUGCACUUUUCUUCGGAGGAAUUCUUCUAGUUUUAAUCGGCUGGCCAGUAAUUGGAAUGCUUAUUGAAUGCUACGGAUUUUUUCUCCUAUUCGGAGGUUUCAUUCCAAUUGUUAUUAACUUCCUCCGACGUUUACCAAUCAUAGGUUCAAUUCUAUUACUACCUGGUAUUCGACAGAUUACUGAUAAACUAUCGGAUAGUCGAUCAAUGGUGUAA